CAGUGCAGCGUGAGAUGACUCUAUACUCAAGACAGUAGCUGUCCCCACCUCCCACUUCUGGGCAAGAUGAUGGGACCCUCCCUUAAUUCCAGGUUCAGGAAGUUGGCCUGGACUCCCACAACCUGCCUCUUUCUUACAGACAAACAAGCUUCAGUUUAUGGGAGAGGGUGGGGCUAGGGUAGAGCCUGAGGAUUAGGGAGGGACUCUGAGCCUUCCCCUAUUUAAGAGGAGGCUCAGAGCCUCCUGGUGUCAGAGCCUCUGCUAGUACCGUGGUACUGAAGAUCCUCAUUCCGCCAUCCUCACAACUGCCACACACAGCCAUGUGGGGAGCGUGCUUGCUGCUGCUGGGCCUCAGGCUACAGCUAUCCCUCAGCGUCGUCAUCCCAGUGGAGGAGGAGAACCCGGCCUUCUGGAACCAAAAGGCAGCCGAGGCCCUGGAUGCUGCCAAGAAGCUGCAGCCCAUUCAGACAUCCGCCAAGAACCUCAUCAUCUUCCUGGGGGAUGGGAUGGGAGUGUCCACAGUGACAGCUACCCGGAUCCUAAAGGGACAAAUGGACGGUCAUCUAGGACCUGAGACACCCCUGGCCAUGGACCGCCUCCCACAUAUGGCUCUGUCCAAGACAUACAACACAGACAUGCAGAUCCCAGACAGCUCGGCCACAGCCACAGCCAUGCUCUCCGGGGUCAAAACCAACUUCAAGGUCAUUGGCUUGAGCGCAGCUGCGCGCUUUAACGAGUGCAACUCAACGUGGGGCAAUGAGGUCAUCUCGGUGAUGCAGCGCGCCAAGAAAGCAGGAAAGUCUGUGGGGGUGGUGACCACCACGUCGGUGCAGCACGCCUCCCCAGCCGCCACCUACGCACACACGGUGAACCGUAAUUGGUACUCGGAUGCGGAAAUGCCUGCCUCGGCGUUGCAGGAGGGCUGCAAGGACAUCUCUACACAGCUCAUCUCCAACAUGGAUAUUGAUGUGAUCCUUGGUGGUGGCCGCAAGUUCAUGUUUCCCAAGGGGACGCCGGACCAGGAAUAUCCAGCUAACCCUGGCCAGGGUGGAACCAGGCUAGAUGGCCGCAACCUAGUUCAAGAGUGGCUGGCAAAGCACCAGGGAGCCCAGUAUGUCUGGAACCGCUCGCAGCUCAUUCGGAUGUCCCUGGAUCCUUCUGUGACACAUCUCAUGGGCCUCUUUGAGCCUGACUUCAUGACAUACGACAUCUACCGAAACCCUACCGAAGACCCUUCCCUGGUGGAGAUGACAGAGGUGGCCAUCCGCAUGCUGAGCAGGAACCCCCGAGGCUUCUAUCUCUUUGUGGAAGGGGGCCGCAUCGACCAUGGCCACCAUGAAUCUGUAGCCUACCGCGCACUGACCGAGGCUGUCGUGUUUGACUCUGCCAUCGACAAGGCGGACAGGCUCACCAGUGAGCAGGACACAAUGAUCCUCGUCACCGCUGACCAUUCCCACGUCUUCACUUAUGGUGGCUACACACACAGGGGGAGCUCCGUCUUUGGGCUGGCUCCCUUCAAGGCUCAGGACGGCAAAUCCUUUACCUCAAUCCUAUAUGGCAAUGGUCCCGGCUACAGGCUCCACGACGGCGUCCGGGCUGACGUUACCGAAGAAGAGAGCAGCCACCCCUUGUACCGGCAGCAGGCGGCUGUGCCCUUGGACAGCGAGACCCACGGCGGGGAGGACGUGGCCAUCUUCGCGCGCGGCCCGCAGGCGCACCUGGUGCACGGGGUGCAGGAGCAGAACUACAUCGCGCACGUCAUGGCCUUCGCGGGCUGCCUGGAGCCCUACACCGACUGCGGCCUGGCGCCCCCUGCCGGCCACAGCAUUGCGGCGACCCAGACCUCCACCCUGCUGCUCCUGAUGGCAGGGAUGGUGUUCACACUGGUGGCGGCAGCUGAACUGACUAUCUAGGCUCACUGGACGCCACCGCAGCGUCCCGCCGCUGGCUCCAGUGUCUCCUGACAGUACUGUUUUCUGGACUCCCAACCGCUCCUCUCCCAUGCCCACUUCAGGUUUCUGAUCUCAAUCCUGCAGCCUCACCUUAAGCUCCAGCAGACCUCAGGAUGUUAAGGCACUUCCGGUUUUGCAGAUUGUCACCGGCACUGGACGACCCCAUUGCCAGACUUACCGGCUUCUGUUGCACCUUGAACCAUGAAAACCUUUGACAGCCAUCCACCGACCCUUAUUAGGCCACCUAGCUCUACCCAGGCUCCUUGAAGAGGCCCAGCACGAGAGCGAAAAAGAAGAGAGCGCCUUGUUCCUACCCCCCAGCGUCUAUAGCAUCUAAGGGUGGUAGCAGCACUUGGCUUCCUCCCCAACCCACUGUUUCCCCCUUCAGUUUUUGAGAACUCAGUCCACCAUCUUACCU
This is a messenger RNA of Meriones unguiculatus (Mongolian gerbil), 2370 nucleotides long. Its product is annotated as alkaline phosphatase, germ cell type-like. Lineage: Eukaryota; Metazoa; Chordata; Mammalia; Rodentia; Muridae. Gene Ontology annotation, molecular function: alkaline phosphatase activity. Bases 321 to 1913 code for a protein of 530 amino acids. The record is from RefSeq and is a predicted model, not a curated record. The transcript is spliced from 11 exons. Gene Ontology annotation, biological process: dephosphorylation. Gene Ontology annotation, cellular component: plasma membrane.